AGGUACCUGGAAUAGAGGGUUGAUGCACUUGCUCACCUCAAGGCUAAUGACCUCGAAAAUACAAUUGCUGAUAACAAUACAUCAUCAUCUCAGCAAAAGGCAAAAGCCAUAAUUUUCCUUCGCCACCAUCUUCAUGAAAGUUUAAAAUCUGAAUAUUUAUUGGUGGAAGAUCCGAAGGAAUUAUGGGAUAAUCUCCAAGAGAGAUAUGGUCAUCAACAAAAGUACAAGCCAUGGCAUAUGGACGGUUGCGUAGAAGAAGAAGGCUGUUAGGCGUGAGAGCAGAGACGCAGCAGAAUCUGAUCUGAGUCAGGAAGACGACAGUGAUAACUGUACUCUACAAGCUUCUAACCUCUGCCACAAGGUUUCCUCCAUUCUUCUGCUUCGCAAUCAUUCUUCGUUCGAUCUAGGGUUUCUGCAACUCUAAAUCCUCAAAAAAACACUGAAGCAGAGCCGAUGGACGGCGUGUUGUCGGCGUCGGACCAGCAGAUCUUAGUCACCUCUUUCCUUGAGAUCGCAGCCGGCCAGUCUGCUGACACAGCGCGCCAGUUCCUUCAGGCAACAAGUUGGAAGCUUGACGAAGCAAUUCAGCUUUUCUAUAUCGGCAAUGAUGGAGAUGCAACUGCAUCAUCAUUGAAUUCCCCAUUGGCAAACAAUGCAUCUCUACCUGAUCCUAACUUGAGUGGAUCUAGAAAAGACUCCAGGGACGAAAGCAUAAGGCAAACUGAUGGUGAUGAUGUACGACCACCUUUGCCUGUAAUAAAGGAUGUUCUUUAUGACAAUGCCGUGCUGCAUGGACAAUCAAUGAUGGGUGUUUCUGCACGCGAAGCACGUCAUGUAGUUCCCUUCCGCAAUUUUGAGGAGGAAAUGAAACACCCAGGAGUAUGGGAAGCAGACAAAGGAUCUUCUUCUGCAGCGAAGAACACUAAAGCAGACAAUCUUGCUUCUUUAUAUCGUCCACCUUUUGCAUUGAUGUACCAUGGAUCUUUUGAAAAGGCGAAAGAUGCUGCUAGACUUCAGAAUAAAUGGCUUCUCGUGAACCUUCAGUCUACCACAGAGUUCAGCUCACAUAUGCUUAAUCGUGAUACAUGGGCUAAUGAAGCUGUUGCACAGACAAUCAAAUCCAACUUGAUCUUUUGGCAGGUUUAUGACGAUACAGAAGAAGGCAGGAAGGUUUGUACUUAUUACAGGUUAGACUCAAUUCCUGUUGUUUUGGUGGUUGACCCCAUAACAGGCCAGAAGAUGCAAUCAUGGCGUGGAAUGGUCCAACCUGAUACUUUGCUUGAGGAUUUGCUACCUUUCAUCGAUGGUAGCCCAUCAGAUCGUGUCGGCCAAUCUCAUAAACGUCCAAGAGAAAGCCCUCAUGCACCUCCACUGCAAGUUCGAGAUCAAGCUAAAAAUGAAGAAGAAGAAUUGCAACUAGCUUUGGCUGCUUCCAUGGAGGGAAUGAAAGAUAGUCAUGUAGAUGCUUUAAAAGAAGCCAUUGAAGCCGAGGAUAAUGGAAAAGAUACAACAAGCAUAACAAAGAAGCCCAUUUAUCCUCCGCUGCCUGAAGAGCCUAAAGGUGACCGGAAUCUCCUAUGCAGAGUUGGCAUCCGUCUUCCUGAUGGACGCAGACUUCGAAGGAACUUCUUACGCAGUGAUCCAAUUCAGUUGUUGUGGUCCUUCGCCUCUUCUCUGCUUGGGGAAACAGAGUCGAAGCCCUUCCACUUGACACACGCAAUCCCUGGGGCCACAAGCUUUUUGGACUACGAGAGUGUUUCAACCUUUGAAGAAUCCGGGCUGGCCAACUCCAUGAUUUCGGUUACCUGGGAUUGAAGGUGAACUGGUUGGUUGCCCUAUAUGCAUCAUUGCAAUCCUAGGAAGAACAAGGAAUUUGGUGUUUUUGUUUUGUUUUGUUUUGUUUUUGCUAACUGCCACACAAGCUUCAGCCUUCUGGCCUCUAUUUAUUUUAAUACUCCUUAUAAGAAACUCACCUAGAGAAGGUCGUGUAGAGCACAUAGCUUUUUGUGUAUAAUAUAAACAUUAUGGUCUUAUCACUCUUAUGGACUUAUGGUUGGAUAAAGAAAUCAUAUGGUCAUGGGAUGGGUUA
Messenger RNA from Cuscuta campestris, 2089 nucleotides. Lineage: Eukaryota; Viridiplantae; Streptophyta; Magnoliopsida; Solanales; Convolvulaceae. The record is from the annotation of a GenBank genome assembly.